UGGAUUUUUUUGAACAUUAAUUUGAAUGUUUUAAGUAUAUUUUGUUGUUGUUGUUGAUGUUGUAACUUGCAACUCAAACCACACACACACACACACACACACAGUGGAUCGAUAGUGGAUAUUGGCCAAUUUUAAUUUCUGAAUGGAAAGCCAUUUAAAUCUGGCUCAUCGUUCUCAUCGUAAAGCUGAAUAUUAUAGUCGAUGUCAUCAGUUUAGUGAAGCAAUUUUUCAUUAUAACAAAGCAAUUCAAUAUCUGGAACAUUCGAUCCAAACUACUAGCUGUGAUAAUAUUCGUUCAUCAUUGAUUGUUCAACGGGCACAUUGUCUUAAUCAAAUUGAUCAUCUUAAACGACGAUUACAAUCUCGAUUGACGAAUAAAUUGACGAAUCGAAAAGAAAAUUUACAAACAAUUCGUUCUAAUCCAGAUUCAUCCAGUUCAUCAUCAUCAUUGGAUCAUCAUCAUCAUCAUCAUAAUCGACAACUAUUAUCAAAAAAUACACGCGACGACUUAGUAAUGGCCAAUCGAAUAACAUCCGAAUCGGAUGAUAUCGAUCUUUACAAUAUUCUAAAACGACAAGAAUCAUUACUGGAACAAUUAUCAUUCACACUUAAAAGCCAAUCAGACCAAAAAUCAUCGCCUUCAUCAUCACUUGGUUCUGGUCGUAAUUCUAAUUCGAAAAUCGAUGGUCAAACAUCACCCAUAUUAAUCGUGAACGAAUUACAAACAAUGAAUGAAAAAAUGAAAUUUGCAUUUCGAAAUCUAAUGGAAACAAUGGAAAAAUCGAAGCAGGAAACAAAAGCCUUGCAAAAAGAAAAUCAUUCAUUGAAAAAAGAAUUGAAUAACUUUAAAAAUGACGAAGGUAAGUCGACGAACGCAGGUAACAAUCGAACAUCGACAAUAUCAUUGUUUCCUGAAUUACCACCAUUGGAAACGCCCAAAUUACUUUAUUAAACAAAUUUUUCUGAGAAAUUUAAACCAAAAAGCAAAAGAUAUCUAAGAAUUUGUGAUACCAAAUCGUUGAAAGAAAAUAAAAUAA
Molecule: messenger RNA, 1037 nt
Organism: Dermatophagoides pteronyssinus (European house dust mite)
Lineage: Eukaryota; Metazoa; Arthropoda; Arachnida; Sarcoptiformes; Pyroglyphidae
Biological process (GO): autophagy
Source: RefSeq, a predicted model, not a curated record